This is a messenger RNA of Carassius gibelio (silver crucian carp), 1281 nucleotides long. RefSeq names its product H-2 class I histocompatibility antigen, Q10 alpha chain-like. Gene Ontology annotation, cellular component: external side of plasma membrane. Lineage: Eukaryota; Metazoa; Chordata; Actinopteri; Cypriniformes; Cyprinidae. The transcript has 6 exons. The record is from RefSeq and is a predicted model, not a curated record. The coding region runs from base 52 to 1281 and encodes 409 amino acids. Gene Ontology annotation, biological process: immune response.
GCGAUAUAAAAAUUGGGGGGAAAAAAUACACAUACUUAAAGACUUUCAGUAAUGGAAACGAGUGUGGCGACGAAGAUCUUUGCUCUGCUUUGUGUUUUUCUGCUUUAUGGGGCUCCACCUUCACUUCAAACAGAGAAGCACUCGCUGUAUUACAUUUACACGGCUCUGUCCAAACCUGUGGAUCUGCCGGGCAUCUAUCAGUUCAGUGCUAUGGGUCUGCUAGAUGACAGAGAGAUUGACUAUUACAAUAGUGAGGAACAGAGGAAGAUUCCCAAACAGCACUGGAUGAAAGAGAAAAUGCAGGAGGAUUACUGGGAAAAAGGCACCCAGUCCAGAAAGAGCAAAGAACAGUGGUUUAAUGUGAAUGUUGACAUUCUGAUGAAACGUAUGAGACACAAUGAAUCAGAUCUUCAUGUUCUUCAGUGGAGACAUGGUUGUGAAAUUGAGAAACAAGGAGAUGAAGUGAAGUUUCUCAGAGGCAUUGAUGAGUACAGCUACGAUGGAGCAAACUUUCUGUCUUUUGAUGAUAAAGAGUCUCAGUGGGUCGCCUCAGUUGAUGAAGCUCUACCAACCAAGAGAAAAUGGGACAAUGUGCCGAUCCUAAACCAAUACACCAAAGGAUACCUGGAGAAAGAGUGUGUGGACUGGCUCAACAAAUUCAGAGACUAUGGCGAUGAGGAGCUCAGAAACGGCUCUCCUCCAGAUGUUCAUGUGUUUGCAAAAAGGUCUUUCAGAGACAAAACCAAGCGGAGACUCACCUGUCUGGCCACCGGGUUCUACCCCAAAGACACAUUCUUGACCAUCAGAAAAUAUCGCUCACCUAUGCCUGAAGAUGAGGUUGAAUCCACAGGAAUCAGACCAAACCAUGAUGGGACCUUUCAAAUGAAGAAGAGUGUGAUUAUCCAGGAGGAAGAAAAAGAUGAUUUAGAUUGUUUUGUUGGUCACAGAACCCUCAAAGAAACAAUUAUCGUCAGAUGGGGUAGGCAAACUAAAAUAAUUAAAGGGCAGAAGAAAAGGGAACUGGCAUGUGUGAGAGUUCAUCAUCAGUCUAUUCUGGGUUCAGAGAUGAUCUCUGCUCGACUGAGUCCCACAUGUCUCCAAACCUCAAACAUCUUGGAGUACGAGCAGAAGAAGAGUGUAUUGUUGUCGAGUCAGCAGAAGACUCUUCUAGGAGUGGAUUUAGAGUCUCGCACCAUGUGGACACAUCUGUGUUUCUACACUUCAGGACUGUUAGAGUCAGUUCAAACCAGAGAAACUAGUUCACACAGGUUUAUGCUGUAG